UCCGCUCCGCUCCUCCUUCAACCUCUCUCUCUCUCUCACUACCAAGCAAUGCUUUCUCUGCAACUCUCCUCCGCCGCCGCGCCCAAUCUCUCCCCCACCUCGAAGCUCUCCUCCUUCUUCAACCCCGCCAAAACCCUCAAAUCCCUCCGCCCCCCACCGCCGAUCCAGUCCGUCCUCCAGUGGAACCGGAAGCCCCAGCUGGCCGGCGACACCCCCCGGGUCGUCGUCAUCACCUCCGGCAAGGGCGGCGUCGGCAAGACCACCACCACCGCCAACGUCGGCCUCUCCCUCGCCCGCCUCGGCUUCUCCGUCGUCGCCAUCGACGCCGACGUCGGCCUCCGCAACCUCGACCUCCUCCUCGGGCUCGAGAACCGCGUCAAUUACACCGUGGUCGAGGUACUCAAUGGUGACUGUAGGCUCGAUCAGGCUCUGGUUAGGGAUAAGCGCUGGUCUAAUUUCGAAUUGCUGUGUAUUUCGAAGCCGAGGUCGAAGUUGCCGCUUGGGUUCGGUGGGAAAGCAUUAGUCUGGCUUGUUGAUGCAUUGAAAUCUAGGCAAGAAGGGUCUCCUGAUUUUAUACUCAUUGAUUGUCCUGCCGGCAUUGAUGCCGGGUUCAUCACCGCGAUAACCCCGGCCAAUGAGGCCGUGUUGGUGACGACUCCCGACAUAACGAGCUUGAGAGAUGCGGAUAGGGUCACUGGGUUGUUGGAGUGUGAUGGGAUCAGGGAUAUAAAAAUGAUUGUGAACAGGGUCAGGACCGACAUGAUUAAGGGAGAGGAUAUGAUGUCGGUUCUGGAUGUUCAGGAGAUGCUGGGAUUGGCUUUGUUGGGGGUGAUACCGGAGGAUUCUGAAGUGCUUAGGAGUACGAAUCGAGGGUACCCUCUUGUUUUGAACAAGCCGCCGACAUUAGCAGGUUUGGCUUUCGAGCAGGCUGCUUGGAGACUUGUUGAGCAGGAUAGUAUGAAAGCUGUGAUGGUGGAGGAGGAGCCGAAGAAGCGCGGGUUUUUCUCCCUUUUUGGAGGCUGAAGUGAAGGUGUCGAUGGAGUUCAUGAUGCUUUAGAUUCAUGUUGAGUGAAUUCUGGUGGGAUCAAUGUUGGAAUGUUUUGAAGUACAGGUAUCUGCUUGUGGAUUGAAAGCUACCAGUUACUUGUCCAAGAGUAGAAAAAAUUGUCAAGCUGUGUAUAAUUUGGGUCAGUCUGUCUAUCCCUUCUGAGGGUAAUGAUUUUUGUGUUGGGAGAUCCUUUCUUUUCAUUUGUUAGCUAGAUGACUUGGGCCUGUUUUUUUAUUGAUGUUUAAAUGGCUGUUCUUCUUUAGCCCUAUCGGUUCAGUUGGAACACUUUUCUGUGACUUAAUUAGGAGUUGCUGGGAGGAAAGCAUUCUUGUAGAUCAAGUUGAAUUUAUUGCAUCAACUUGAGGUACUUUCUUGUGAAUGCUAGAUUGAUCAUCUAAGGCA
Molecule: messenger RNA, 1450 nt
Organism: Syzygium oleosum
Lineage: Eukaryota; Viridiplantae; Streptophyta; Magnoliopsida; Myrtales; Myrtaceae
Product: septum site-determining protein minD homolog, chloroplastic
Exons: 1
Coding region: 49-1023 (324 amino acids)
Biological process (GO): negative regulation of cell division
Cellular component (GO): cytoplasmic side of plasma membrane; cytosol
Molecular function (GO): ATP binding; ATP hydrolysis activity
Source: RefSeq, a predicted model, not a curated record